This is a messenger RNA of Cololabis saira (Pacific saury), 3198 nucleotides long. RefSeq names its product XK-related protein 8-like. Gene Ontology annotation, biological process: apoptotic process involved in development; phosphatidylserine exposure on apoptotic cell surface; engulfment of apoptotic cell. Lineage: Eukaryota; Metazoa; Chordata; Actinopteri; Beloniformes; Belonidae. The record is from RefSeq and is a predicted model, not a curated record. Bases 1 to 1197 code for a protein of 398 amino acids. Gene Ontology annotation, cellular component: plasma membrane. The transcript is spliced from 3 exons.
AUGUCCAUGUUAAAGUACUCCCGCAUGGACUUCCUGUGCACUUGCGUGGGCCUACUGCUGCUGCUGCUGGACAUUGGCCUGGACAUCUGGGCCGCUGUGGACUUCUACCAAGAGGGGGCCUGGGGGCCCCUGGCCGUGCUGCUGCUGCUGCUCGUGGGCUCCUCGGUGCUGGUGCAGGUCUACAGCUGGGUCUGGUACAGCUACGAGAAGUUUCAGAUGGAGACCCGAGUGGAGAAGUGCCUGAGACCAGGACUGAAGCUGCUGCAUGUGCUGCAGAUGGGAAUCUACAUCAGGUACGCCGGCGUCCUGGAGUCGUCUAUGGGCAGCUUCUUCUCGAGGCACAGCCGCCCGAGUGACAAGGCGGUGUACCUGAUCCACGACCUGAGCUUGCUGCAGAUCAUUGAGACCUUCUCGGAGAGCUCCCCUCAAAUCGUCCUCAUGCUGUCCAUCAUCCUGCAGAAGGGCCAGCUGGACCUGGUUACAGUGAUGAAGGCCCUGGGCUCGGUCUCGGCCGUGGCCUUCAGCGUGACCACGUACCACCGCUGCCUGGACUCCUUCCUGCCCGAGAAGUACAAACAGUCCUUCCUCUCCUGGGUGGUGUACUUCCUGUGUCACCUGACCCUCCUGCUGUCCCGCCUGGUGGCGCUGGCACUCUUCACCUCCGUGAUGUCCUUCUUCAUCUUCAGCCACUUCUUCGGCUCCUGGCUGCUGCUGUUCUUCUGUGCCAGGCACUCAGACACGGCCUUCAUGGACAGCCACGAGGGGGAGCGGCUCUACCGGGCCACGGUCGGCCUUGUCUGGUACUUCAACUGGUUCGAUCUGGUCAAGGGGAAGACCAGGAAGCCGAUGUUGCUGUACCACGGCUUCAUCCUGGUGGACAUCUGCGUGCUCCUUGGCGUGUGGUACUGGAAGAUGAGCACGGACCCACCGGGCUUUGUUGUGCCGCGGGCGUACGCCGCCGCCACCGCCACUGCCGUGGUCUUCCUUUACGUCCUUGGACUCCUGCUGAAGGUCUUAUACUACAAAUGCUUCCACCAAAUCCUGCGCAGAGGGGGGAGCACUGAGAGGCUGCUGCCCAAUGAUGAGAUGGACCCCCCGCGCUCUGACCCCGACUUCGUCAUGGACAUCUCGGAGCCCGGCACACAAGAACACUGCAACCGGAGGAUAAAGAAGCUGGCCGAGAACUUCUACAACUGAUGAGCUGGUCUCUAAACUUUAAUUAUUAUUAUAUACAAUAACAGCCACAGUUUACACUGAACUUUACAUUUCCCUGUCAGAAAUAGAUGUACAGGUAAUGCAAAACACAACAAAAAUUCAAAGAACAAAGCAGUCAUGGCUACGGGCAUCCAUAUUCAGAGCAGUGUACAUGCGUGCGUCGCCACCAUAUAUUUGGGGGGGACGCGUCCCCCCCACUGUUGAAAAAAAGUUGUUCGGACCCCCCCACAUUUGCUAGUCCAGCAUGUUUUCAUUGCUUCACAAUCAAAUCCGUUCCACUUUAUGAGUAGGAGAUUACCCAUAUCUACAGAAAUCCACUCUGCGUUUUACUUCUGUUUUUUAACACGGCAGCAGCAGCAGCAUCAUUCAAUACAUACAGUCAGUCUGAGGCAAGCCGAUGUGGAGAUGCCGAGAUGGACAUAAGAAAUUAAGUAAGUUACCAAGUUUUACCUUGAGUGGCCAAACAGCAAAAUUGCGUUGUUCCAUGGUCAAACACAGCCAGCUUAUAUAUAUAUCGACGCAGGGCCUAUGGCGUAGGUUACGGCGUACGUUGCGCGUCGCCGCGUAGCCUACGCCGUAGGCUCUGCGUUGGUGUAACGCGGAACCAUAAAUCAGCUCCGGAGCCGGCAGGCAGACAGAAAUCAGCCUUUAUUUUGGCGAGGUUGCAAAAAACGUGCAAAAAAGUGAUUAUGUACAUUCACUGAGUGAAUAUUAUGAAAGUAAAAUAUAUAUUUCUCGCUGUAUGACGACUAAAAGCAUUCUGGGAAUUUUUUUUGUCCCUAGAAAACUAGUUUUUUCUUUUUAAAUCAGAGGGUGUUGUGUAAAAUUCCCACUGGGACGUACUGGGAACAGGUGUUGAACACUGGCCUGCUUCUUGUUACACCUCACAUCCUUGAUAAAUACUGUAGUAGGCCUGUAUGGUUCAUCUGGAAACAACAGGAUUGAAUAAAAUGAUGUUGUUGUUAAGAAAUCUUGUAAGCCAUUCUUUUACUUUUUGUUGAAUAUAAGAAAAUAGGGAUAAGUAGUCAACUAAUAUAAAAUAACAUGACGCCGUGGGUUGGUUUUCCUCCCAACCUCCCCAAUUUUUUUAGUCACCAGCCGCCACUGAUAUAUAAAGUGUUAAUAACUGGAAAGGUGGAGGAUGUGGAUGUGGUCAGUUCGUACCCAGAACUAAACCGCCAUUCGUUGGAGGUUCAGCUGGCCAUGUUCAAACUUCAGUAUCCCUGCAGCACAGUCAGUGAAGUGGUGGAUACAUUGAGAGCUAUGCUGCCAGAGGUUCCAGGUCUGUUCACUCAAGUAGAAGUGUUGGUCAGGCUUCUUCUUGUUGUGCCAUGCUCCUCAGCAGAGGCUGAGAGAAGUUUUAGUGCCUUAAGAAGGCUCAAGACCUGGCUGCGCUCUUCAAUGACUCAAAAGCGCUUGAACAAUGUGGCUGUUUGCCACAUCCACCAAGAGCAUCUUGACAAACUUGACUAGAGGAAAUUUGCCAGUCCUUUGUAUCUGCAAAUGACAAAAGAGGUCACACUUUUGGAGCCUUUGUAUGAUGGUUAUGUUCUAUUUGUAGAAAUCCUGUUGUAAGCAUGUACAGAUAAAAGAGGAGAUGGGUGAAGAUAUGGAACAUUUAACAGGUUGUAUUGAGUAUUGAGUUAUAGUUGUAUUGAGUUAUAGUUGUAUGUUCUGCAGGUCACUGAAAUUUUUGUAUUUCCUCAUUACUUUUUUUUCAAGAGAUUUUUUGUUGCAUGACAUUAUUAAUCCUCAUUUAAUAAAGUGGCUAAAAAGUGCCAAAAAAGUUGUCAGUGUUAGUCCUCUAUGAAUUAAACCAAAACAUAAUAGUAGUCAGUAAUUGCAGACCAUGCCAGCUCUAAGGAAAAACAAAGAGAGAGGGAGAUUAUUUUGGGUGUAAAAUGCACCAGAAUGCGGGAAAUUGAAUCUACUAUUUUCAAAAUUUUCUGGGGGAGGACCCCCAGACCCCCCCCCAAAAAGGUG